CAGCCGCGCCACAGACUCACAGUCCACAUUUCCAGAGGAGACCGACACUCUGUCUCCCACCAACAUUCUCUGUCGAGCUCGGGUAACAAAACAAGCGGAGCCGGACUCGUCCCGCUCUCCGGGAUAUUAGAUUAUCAGAUUAUUCCCAGGACGUGGUUUGCCCUUUAUUCUCCAGGACGUCACCUGACACAUAGAGCUCACAGGAUAUAUAAGUUAUUUACCGUAGCACAAGCGGAGAUCCUGGAAGAUGGGUUCAGUCCCGGCGAUAUCUGUCCUUAUUUUGGGCAUUGUGGUUCCAGCGCUGGCCGGCUACAUUGAGGCGCUAGCAGCCAAUGCAGGCACAGGGUUUGCCGUGGCAGAGCCACAGGUGGCGAUGUUCUGCGGAAAACUCAACAUGCAUGUCAACAUUCAGACCGGCCGCUGGGAACCCGACCCAUCAGGAACUAAGAGCUGCGUAGGAACCAAAGAGGGUGUGCUGCAGUACUGCCAGGAGAUGUAUCCCGAGCUCCAAAUCACAAACGUGGUGGAAGCCAACCAGCCAAUUCGUAUUGAGAACUGGUGCAAGAAGGAGAAGAAGGUGUGCAAAGGACAUGCCCACAUUGUGGUGCCUUACAAAUGCUUAGUGGGCGAGUUCGUGAGUGACGUGCUUCUGGUUCCAGAGAAGUGCAAGUUCUUCCACAAGGAGCGUAAGGACAUGUGCGUCAGCCAUCAGCAGUGGCACGGCGUGGCCAAAGAGGCCUGUGCAAAGAGCUCCAUGAUGCUGCACAGCUAUGGCAUGCUGCUGCCCUGUGGCAUUGACAAGUUCCAUGGCACCGAGUACGUGUGCUGCCCCGCCUCUCGCGCUGGGGAGUCCGCUCCACCUUCCCUGCCCUCCCAGGAGGACGACGAAGAGGAGGAGGUAGAGGAUGAGGAGAUUGACGAGACCGACCUGGAUGAUGAGGAUGCCGUGGAGGACAGUGAGACGCCAACUGAUGAGCGGCCCACACCAAAGGAGGAGCCAGUGCACGAGGACGAAGACGAGGACGAGGAAGAUGAGGAGGAGUACCACUACGUCUACGAGGACGAAGAAGCAGAUAAGGAGGACGAGUAUGAGAAGAAAGAGAGCAGCAAAAUGUCAGAGAGCCAAGAUGAGGACAAGACUCUGCAGGAAGUCAAAGCGGUGUGCACCCUGGAGGCUGAGACCGGCCCCUGCCGUGCCUCCAUGCCCCGCUGGCACUUCGACAUGAGCCAGAGGAAGUGUGUGCGCUUCAUAUACGGGGGCUGUGCCGGCAACCGCAACAAUUUCGACUCAGAGGAGUACUGCAUGGCCGUGUGCAAGCGCCUGACCAUGCCACCUACUCCUCAGCCCACCGAUGAUGUGGACAUCUACUUUGAGACCCCAGCCGACGACAAGGAGCACAGUCGUUUCCAGAGGGCCAAGGAGCAGCUGGAGAUCAGGCACCGCAACCGCAUGGAGAGGGUAAGAAAAGAGUGGGAAGAGGCUGAUCGCCAGGCUAAGAACCUGCCCAAGGCUGAGAGGCAGACAUUGAUGCAGCACUUCCAAGCCAUGGUGGAGUCCCUGGAGGAGGAGGCAGCCAGCGAGAAGCAGCAGCUGGUGGAGACUCACCUGGCCCGGGUGGAGGCCAUGCUGAAUGACCGACGCCGUCUGGCCCUGGAGAACUACCUGGCUGCCCUGCAGGCUGACCCCCCCAGGCCCCACCGCAUCCUGCAAGCUCUGAGAAGGUACGUCCGUGCCGAGAACAAGGACCGCCAGCACACCAUCCGCCACUACCAGCACGUCCUGGCUGUGGAUCCUGAGAAGGCUGCUCAGAUGAAGUCACAGGUGAUGACCCACCUGCGUGUGAUCGAAGAGAGGAUGAACCAGAGUCUAUCACUGCUCUACAAAGUACCUUAUGUGGCUGAAGAGAUUCAAGAUGAAAUUGACGAGUUACUCCAGGAGCAGAAAGCUGACAUGGACCAGUUCCUGUCGUCUAUCUCUGAAUCACAGCCAGAUGUCACCGUGUCGUCAGAGGAGAGCGUAGAAGUCCCUGUGUCUGAGGGCAAACCCUACCGGCCUUUCCAGGUCACAUCCUUGGGGUCCCGUACAGAGCCAGAGGGCGAUCUAUCAGACUCCCCACGUGCCUUCAAGAAAGGCUCCGCCAUGUCUGGUUUAGACGGUCUGAUAGGGGCCGAGGAGAGAAUCAUCAACAGCAAACCCAAGAUCAGCGACAAUGUGGUGAUUGAUGAGUCUCUGGAUGUUAAAGAAGUGGUUUACAGUGCAGAGAGAGUCAGCGUUAUGCAUGAUGAUGAGCUGGAGACCUACCGCCCCCUGGGAGAGGACUUCAGCUUCGGGAGCAGUGCACUGAUUGGCUUGCUGGUGAUCGCGGUGGCCAUAGCAACUGUGAUUGUGAUCAGUCUGGUGCUUUUGAGGAAGAGGCAAUACGGCACCAUCAGUCAUGGCAUCGUGGAGGUUGACCCCAUGCUGACACCAGAGGAACGCCACCUCAGCAAGAUGCAGAACCAUGGCUACGAAAACCCCACCUACAAAUACCUGGAGCAGAUGCAGAUCUAACCAGAGCCUACAGGGGCGCUGUGGAGUCUGACAGAGGACAGCAACCGAGGGGGAACAUACUACUGACCAAUAACAUAUGCUAUUGUUAAAAUCAUUUGCAUACAUCCAAACUCCAUUUACUGGUUUGUUCAAAACAAUCCUUAAAUAAUGCUACUACUUCUACUACUGCUACUAUUGUACUAUAGAGCUCUUUUUGAUCAUGUUUCUUUUGAAAAGGUGAUGUAUCUGCCAUUUUGCAUUAUGGAAAAUGUGAUUCUGCAGAUUUCUCUGUAAUUAUCAAUACAGCUAUCUCAGAUCAAGAUGUAUAACAUUUCUUCAGACAUUUUCUUUUUAUUUUUUUGAAAGUGCAAGGCAAAUCAAGCAAAAUUUAAAUGUCUUUGAGUGGCCAUCAUCGAACCGGCAUACCUGACUACACUUCACUUUUCCAUCAUCCAAGUGUCACUCAUGCAGUUUCUGAUGGUUUCCUCAAAAAGAAUUGGUGUUUUAUUUUGUUCUUUUUCCUCUCAAUAGAUUGCUUGUAUAUGAAGGUUAUUUGUACCAAUUAAAAUGUAUAGUGAAACAACAAAUGAGAAAAAAAUGAAAUCAUGGAUUAUUUACUUUUUGUUCUUUGUUAUGAUAACAGACAAAAUAUACAUAUACAGUUUAAAUAUAUAUAAGAAUAGAUGUUUUUAUUCCACCUUUUUUUCCCAGGGAAGAGGUUAUGAGUCGGCUUAAGGUUCUUAGCUUAGUGGUCAUGAGUUGUGUUUGCAAGCACACUGUCAGAAAAAGUCGGGAAGGUGAAGGUGUGCACAGACCCCCAGCUCAAACACAUUACACAAAACCUGCUCUGAACCCUUACUUACAAGGUGAAUGUGAUAAUAUAUCCCCUCCUACACACACAAACACAACUUUUUAUCAAUAGGGAAACAGCAUAAAUCAAUAGAUUAAAUAUACCUAUUGACAUGUGUUACAUAGUUGAAUGUAUCAUGGAAGCUUUUUUUCCAUACUAUGUACCUGACAGGUUCCUAUGUGGCUUUUUUUUAAAUGCACUGUCACAAACAUUGUGACAGGGGUGAUGACACGCUACAAACUGACAAACAAGUGAAGUUUCGUGUUUGUUUUUUUUUUGUUUUGUUUG
Epinephelus moara (kelp grouper) is the source of this 3668-nucleotide messenger RNA. It is a transcript of the gene aplp2, whose product is annotated as amyloid beta (A4) precursor-like protein 2. The coding region runs from base 248 to 2551 and encodes 767 amino acids. The record is from RefSeq and is a predicted model, not a curated record. Gene Ontology annotation, cellular component: membrane. Gene Ontology annotation, molecular function: heparin binding; serine-type endopeptidase inhibitor activity; transition metal ion binding. Lineage: Eukaryota; Metazoa; Chordata; Actinopteri; Perciformes; Serranidae. Gene Ontology annotation, biological process: central nervous system development; axonogenesis. The transcript has 18 exons.